GAUACCCCGGAGUGUCUCGUGGCGUCUAUCUAUGCAUGAUUGCAGGUCUGGCUACACGUCGAAGGCGGACGAUCUCCUACUUCGUCUCCCUUCUAAACGUCCAAGUAGUGGGAGUUCCUUUUAGAAAACGUCAGGUAAAACUAUUCGUCCCGCGUCCUUUUGGCUGUUUUCCGCUACCCGAGGAGGAGAGAGGAUAAGUCGACGAGCACAAAAGUUAAGCAAGAAUCUGGUGGUUGGAAAAAAAACACCACUUGUUGUUGAAUAUAGCAGCGGAAGCAGCCAUCGUCCCUCGACUUGUUACAAUGACUCAUUUGGCGUCUGUGCAGAUGUCAGCCCCACACAGUUAAAUGUUAGAACUACUUGAGCACAUUUUGCUCGGAUGGUCGAAGAGGAAAAAGAGGAAAGAGGGUUCGAGGUGCCUACCAUGUCUCUGUGGGUGAUACUGCCUGUUAGCCUCCCAGCACUGACCAUCACUGGGAUCUGGGUUGUGUAUGCCAUGGCCCUUUACAACCAACAUGUCUGCCCUGUGGAUAACUGGUUUUACAACCAGUCAUGCGAGGAGGAGCUAUAUUUGCAGAGCGGACCAACGUUGUGCUGCACACUUGACAACGUACCUCUCAUCAGUAAAUGUGGGACGCUUCCGCCGGAGAGCUGCUUCUUCAGCCUUAUCUGCAGCACAGGCUCAUUCAUGGUCAUGGUCAUUGUGCUGCUGCGCUACGCCCAUGUCAUUGAGAAGCACCAAAACUGCGUCCUCAACACGGCGAGUCUCUCCACAGGCUGGAUCUGUGCCGCAGGACUCAUCAUGGUGGGCAACUUCCAGGUUGACUAUGCCAAGGUUCUCCACUAUGUCGGAGCAGGCGUAGCCUUCCCCACCAGCAUGCUGUUCGUGUGCCUGCAGUCGGCGCUGACGUAUCGACUAGCCAAGACGCAGGGGGAGUACAACGUGGCCCAUCUGCGCCUCUGCAUGACCCUGCUGGCCUUCGUCGCCCUGGUGCUCAGCGGUGUGUUUUUCUGCCAGGAGAGCUUCACCCUGCAACACGCCUCGGCUAUCUUCGAGUGGGUCUUCUGUGUCAUCAUCAUGCUCUUCUAUGGGACGUUCGCCUUUGAGUUCGCCGGUGUAUCAGGAGACACCAUGGCCGUGCUGGCCAGAGGGGGCUCUCCGCGCAAGGCCGACACGCUGGGGCCGCACCCGCCGCCUCACCAACCUGAAAACAUGUCCAUCAUGUAGCACCUGGUGCAGGAUUAUUCUUUAAUUUCAACUCAAGCAAAACCGCAACGGAGAGCUUUCCCUUCCUUUUGCCUGUCUGCAUUUUGCACACGCGUUAAACCAAAUGUUUCAUCCGGACAGUGAGAGCUAAAGAUUCAUCAGAUUAAGAAAAUCUGCUGCACUCUGUUUGCCCCCGUCUGUCUCAACAAGUGACCUUGGAUGAUUUCCUCUUCAGGUGAUUGCAGCGAGGCCUUUUCAUUUCAUUUGGUGAGUGCGCCCUUGCUAAACAAGAGGCCGCUGGGCGGCAGAAAGUACACAACAUAGUCGCCGCCGAGGAGGAAGGUCAGGACGCGAGCAAUAAACUUGCUUUCACGAGUACAUCGGAACAGUUACGAAAACACUGUUACAUUCAAAAAAGGGGACCUGUUGUGUACUUUUUUUUUUUUUUUUUUUUUAGUUCAAACUAAGGCUGCCAUAAACUGAUCAUUUUUAUGAUUAAUCAACUAAGACUCAAAAACACUAUAUACCACAUUAUUUACUGCUAUAUUACUCUGGGGUUUACAUUUUAUCUGGAAGUGCGCAUUGGAACCAAAAACAGCACUGAGAAAAUUUGGACCGUGCAUAUUACAUAACUGUAACGUACAUUUUUUUUAAUUUAAAUCCUUUUUGGACUUAAACAUUUAAUUUGAUUUUUUUUUUUUAAUUAAAAAUUUAAUUAGAAAAUUAAAUAGAAAAUAUUAAGUUUUUUUGUUUCCUUUAUUUACAAUAUAUAUUUUUGAUAAAUAUAUUUUUUCUUUUAAUAAAAAAAAUAAUAAUGAAUUCGAAAAUAUAUACAAUCAAGAGGCUCAAAAAAGGAAGAUUCUGACAUUUUUAAGGUCGACAAUCUCUUAAGUGAUUCAUCAACUAUCAAAAAUGUGUUCGAUUGAUUUGAUAAUUGAUUAGUUGUCGAUGAGUCGAUUCAUUGUGGCAGCUCUAGUUUGAACAAUGUAAAAAUAAAAAUUCUGUAAGGGUAUCCAAACUAAAAUUUUCAGUUGCCUGUGUCAGAUAUUAAAAAUGUAAUCUGGCUGGCAAGGCAGUAAAGCAGAAGAAAUAGGGUUUUGUUUCUCUUGACGUUUAUCUGCAACAAAUAUUACUAAAAUGGCAUCAAUGUUCUAUUCAUAACUCCUCAAUAGAUAAUAAUUUAAUUACAGCAGCAGCUGAAUCGCAAUUAUUUUUCUUUCAGUUUGAUGUCAGUGCAGAUUGACAUUGUUUUGCUUCCGAAUCUUUGUAUCGUAUUCCAAACUUAAAUUUCGUGCAUUUGAUACUGGAAAAGAUACAGAUCACCUCGUUGAAGUUGUGUACAGUGCCUUACUAUGUAAAUACUUUACCACUUUGUGCUUCCCACAUUAGCAUGCUACCAGCUAAUCAGCAAAGAGUUUAAUUGUAAACUUUAAAUAUUCAAAUUGCAACCAAUCAGCCCCAUUCAAAUGAAUAUUCGACUGUUUGCAGAAAGGGAAAAGGACCAACUGAAAUAGUUUGAAAAAUGAAAAUGAAUGAACAUUUUUAUGCAAAUUGUCUUGGGAACCAAUGACCAAGUUUAUAAAAAAUAAUGGAUGAAGAUAAUCGACAGCCACCUUUAAAAAUUAAAGUGUUUAAGUUCAAUCUUAAAGCUUUUCUUAACUUUGACAUCACGAAAUGCAUACUUAACUAAUUCAGGGUUUGCACUGCCGACUGUCCGUAGUUAGCUGUGAUAGGUUCCCCCUUGACACUUGUGAGGAUAAGUGAAAUGGAAAACGAACGAAUGAAUGAACAGAUAUGCAAUGUAUUUUUGACUGGGCAAAUUAUGGGCAGUAUUAUGAUUGGUGUAAAUCAGUGGUCCCCAACCUUUUUGCACCAAGGACUGGUCUGAUGAGGGCCUUUUUUUCACAGACCGGCUUUGUGUGGCAGAAAAUUCAAGUAAAACAUAAAAUAACACAACUGGGCUAAAAACGAACAUUAAGUGCAGCGAAUAAACCUAAAUAAACCUUUUUUAACAGCGGCCUCUCCUAAAACUUGGCGGUGAAUAUACUCGAUCGCAGGCAUAAUGAGUUCUUCUCCAAACGUGAAAUGUUUCUUAGCUUUAGCAAUACGAUUCGCCACAAGUUAUGAUGCUGUCAGUGCAUUCGCUUUUGUGUCCUCAUUUGCUAGCUUUUAGCCACAUACAGUAUUAUGCUUUUCCCCGUAAAAAACUGUCCAAAGACAUCGCCGUCCGCAGCACACAUCCAACAGCAGCUAACGUUACUGUUUACAUUAACUGAUGCUGGGCUGCCAUAGGUGUGCAAACACCUCAGUAAUGGCGGCCAGCCACGACAGCGCAACGUACACAAAUCUCUACUCUGAUUAGACAAUAGAGAAGACAGGCAUAUUGAUGUGUCAAGAGGCACAGGCCAGAUUGCGGUCAUUAUCAAAUUACUUAUUUCGCUGCCGCCCGGGAGCAAAUGCGCCACGGACCGGUACCGGUCCCCAGCCCGGUGUUUGGGAUCAUUGGUGUAAAUUACCAAUUUAAUGCUGAUUAGAUUCCUUUGUUAACAACAGAUUUGCAGAUAUACCAAAGUCUUGCAUGGUUCCGUUUCGAAUCAAGGGCCUUCGAUCGAUUUAAUACAAUAUUAUGAACAAAAAAAUUACAAAUCAAUUUUGAUAAAUUUUGUUGCUGAAACGUUUCAGUUCAAAAACAUUUGAGUCAUGAAAACCAUAAAACACACUAUCAAUAUAUAACCACACAUCCAAAAUGUAAAAAAUAUAUAUAUAUGGCGGAAAACACUUAGGUGACUUGAAGUUCCGCUCUCAGACCCCCAAUUUGUCCAAAUUUAAAAAUUGUCCGAUAUGUACAUGUGAUACAUCAUUGGAAAGCUUAAAAUGUCAAUUUUCUGGGGGAAGGAAAAUUUUGAACAGGAGGGCAUUUAAAAAAACUAAUAAAUUAAACAGCAAAAUGCUAACUGAAGGUGAGAGCACGCAAGAGCAGAAUUAAAAACGCCGUGAUUUUAACGGGAUAUUAUCGCGUACUUACCUCGUUUCGGACCAAAAACUACAUGUAGCAUGUAUCAUCGAGUGUCAAGACACAGAUGUGAAUGGUCACAGCUGGAUUUUUUGGGGAUUUAAUGGGUGAAACAUGGUUAUGUAACAAGGGUUGCGAUGCAGAAUUUGCAGACAUCAGGGACUAAUCAAAUUUUCAUUUACAUAUAUUUACCCUUUUAAAUGUUUAUUUUAUUUUUUCAAUUUUUCUUUGUCUGAAUCGAUUAUUUAUCAUCUAAAAUAUUGGGGGAAAUGCGACAGUAACGAAAAAAUACAAUUACUGUAAUUUUCGCACUAUAAGGCGCACCUGACUAUUAGCCGCCGCACACCAAAUUUGACACGAAAACGACAUUUGUUCAUAGAUAAGCCGCACUGUACUAUAAGCCGCAGCCUUCCUCACUGUAUUAUGGGAUAUUUACAAAAGAUAUUAACCGGUAACACUUUAUUUGACAGCGGCAUCAUAAGGCUGUCUAAGACCAAAUGUACUACCAUAAAGCUGUGAACCAAUUGGUUGCAAAGCGUAACUAAUUAAUAAAAGAAGCUUCAUUUGGCCAUCACUGUUCCCUUGGAGGAGACAGUCAACUUCUGCUACCACCUGCUGUCAACACUGUUGUCGUCCAACAUGCCUCUUGGCAUGCAUUGCAGCGCUACAGAUAUAAAUAAGUCAAAAUUCAUGUACUGUUCUAAUUAUUUCUUCAGUUACUUUUCCAGUUGUUUCAUUAAUUGCUAGUUACACGUUAUUUGACAGUGGCGCCAUAAGACUGUCAUUAGACAAUCAUAAUUAUGACAUGAGACUGUCAUGAGCAUUAAUGAAUGUUUAUAGCAGAUGUCUUUUAGUGUUAUCUGGCAAAUUCUCACAUUUUGAAUGGAUGUAAGACAUCCAAGAUGGACACAAAUGGAGUUAGUGACAUAAUUUGCCAGAUGACACUUAAUGACAUCUGUCAUAAGCAUUCAGUAAUGGCCAUUAUAGUGUCAUGUUAUAAUUAUGACGGUCUUAUGACGCAGCUGUCAAAAAAAGUGUUAACUAUUAACCCAAAUAAAUCAACAAAUAAGCCGCAGGAUUUAAAAUGAAUGAAAAAAGUAGCGGCUUAUAGUCCGAAAAUUACGGUAAGUGAUAGUUAUGAGGUAGAUAUCUGUGACUUUUUUUACAGACGCCAAUUUUUUCAUUGUGAUGUAAUUUGUUUAAAAGUGUAAAAUAUACGAGUAUUUUUUUAAAGUCUCUUUUUAAAUUUUUUUUUUUUUUUUUUAAUGAAAUAUGAGACAUCAGUUAAUGAUUUAAGCUAAAAACGACAGACAUUUUGAAUAAUAAAUAUAAUUACCUUCGUUUUAUGGCUGGGUUGAAACAAAAGCGGUUGCGCGACGUCUGUAAACGGGGGUUUUCAGGGUAAAACGGACAAAUUAACAAUAGUUCGGGGGUUUAAUGCGCCAUGAAUCUGCAAUGGCAGCAUAUAGACAUAUUGUUCUAUCAAACACAACAUUUGUUUUGUCUUAAAAUACAGCAGUUUCUUCGAAAGAGGAGUGCAAGAGCAGAAAUUGCUUUUUCAGUCUUGUCUGUGUUUUCCGCCAUAUACAGUAUGUUAUAUACAAAUAAGUUGUUACACUAAGUUAAAAAAAGAAAAAAAACCUGACCGUUAACAUUGGAAAUUGUUUCAAAAUUGGCAUGAGAAAUGGAGUGCAAUUGCGUUUUUUUUUGCAUAACAGGUCCCCUUAUUUCACUCAAAUGUCAUGUUACUCUUUGCUUGUCCAACGUGUUAAAGUACGCUUGAUUGUCCAAAAACUGCCAACAGAACCUCCAUCAGUGUGCCAUUCUCCACCAAAGACUCAUAGACACUACACAGACUCCCAACCCUGUAGAGUCAUUCCAUCUGAGGACUGUAAGCUUUUUACCUUAUUCAAAGUCUAGUAUAUACAGUAUGACUCUAGGGGCAAUGUUACUGUUAAAUGUGUGCCAAAUAGCGAGUCUGUGGCCCCGGUGCUAAUAACAAGCUGCUCCCUAUAUCUCUGAUUGUAACGUCUCAUACACGAUAAGCAAUAUUCAACAUUGUCAUCAGUAUUUUGGGUACACCACAAGUCACGUACAAAGAUGAGGACAGUUCGACAUCAACUUUCGUGUUUCGAGAGCAGUCGAUUAAAUCAUUGGAUGCCAGUGACGACGAUAGGCAUCACAUCCAAUUUAACGUGGGGAGGUGGCAGCAAUCGAAUUAUGGCUGCUAGCCCCCCAGUUUAAUUGGAUUGGACGUCUAUUGUUGUCAGUGGCUCUGAAACAUGAUCACGAUUAACUGCCAAAUGUGUGCCAAGCAAAAUCAAACCAUGCAUCUGAAACAUGAUCACGAUUAACUGCCAAAUGUGUGCCAUGCUAAAUCAAACCAUGCAGCUGCUGUUAUCUUUUCAAAUGUGUAGUGUUUAUAUUCGUCACAUUUGCUUCAAAUGCCUUUUUUUUUUUUAUCAAUAUGUACACUGAAUGUGUAACCCAAAAUUUGUCACCGGCUCCCUCUACUGGUGAAACCUCUCAUUGGAAAUUUAUAUUGCACUUCGAUCUCUUAAAGCAGGGGUGUCCAAACUUUGUUUUUCUCCACUUUCAGAAAAAUCGAAGGAUUCCAAGGCCAACUUGAAAUCUUUUCACUUUCUUAAACAUGACGAUAUACAGUCUAUACACUGAGGAGCAGAAUUAUUUGCAUCCCUUGUGAUUUUGCAAGUUCACCUACUUAGAAUAUAGGUAGAGGUCUGAAAUUUCAAUCGUAGAUGCAUUUUCACAUAGAGACAUAAUCUAAACAAAAAAUCCAGAACUCACAUUGUAUGAUUUUUCAAUAAUUUAUUUGUAAUUUACUGGGGUUCAUAAUUAUUUCUACCACUGAGAAAAUCAGUGCUAACAUUUAGAGCAGAAGCAGAGGUCAGACGCUUUCUGUAGUUUUUCACCAUGUUUUCACAUAUGGAAACAGCAAUUUUGGCCCAUUCCUUCACACGGAUCUUCUCUAGAUCUGUCAGGUUUCGGGGCUGUCGUGGAGAAACAUGAAGUUUCAGCUCCAUCCAAAGAUUUUCUUUUGGAUUGAGGUCUGGCCACUCCAGAACCUUAAUAUGCUUUUUACGUAGCCACUCCUUGGUCAUCUUGGCUGUGUGCUUCGGAUCAUUGUCAUAUUGGAAGAUCCAGCCACGACUCAUCUUCAAGUCUGUGACCGUGGGAAGGAGCUUCUAACUCAAAAUCUGACGAUACGUUUCACCAUUCAUCCUCUGCUUUAUACAGUACAGUCGUCCUGUGCCUUUUGCUGAAAAACCAGCCCCAAACUAUGAGGUUUCCACCCCUGUACUUCACAGUGGGGAUGGUGUUCUUGGAUCGUACUCAUUCUUCUUUUUCUUCAACCUACGACGAGUUAAGUUUGCCCCAAAAAGUUCUACUUUGGUCUCAUCUGACCACAAGACUUUUUCCCAUGACCCCUGUCCAUCAUUCAGAUGGUCCCUGGUAAACUUCAGACAGGCCUUCACAUGUACUGGAACUAUCUGAGCAAUGCAUGAUUUUAAAGCACUGCACUGUAGUGUUCUACUGCCUUUGAAACUAUACAUCCAGCUCUUUUCAGGUCAUUGACCAGCUCCUGCCGUGUUAUUCUAGGCUGAGCCCUGACUUUUCUCAUCAUGAGUGAUGCCCCACGAGGAGAGAUUUUACAUGGAGUUCCAGUCCGAGGUAGAUUAUCAGUCAUGUUUAGCCUUUCACAUUUUCUAACAAUUGGUGCAAUUGUUGAUUUAUUCUCACCAAACUGCUUUCCAAUUGUCCCAUAGCCUUUUUCCAGCUUUGUGGAGCUCAACAAUUUUUUUUUUUUCUGGUGUAUUUUGAAAGCUCUCUGGUCUUGCCCAUGGUAGCAGUUGGAUUAUGACUGACUGUGGGGUGCACAGGUGACAACAUUGAGCUCAAACGGUUGGUGGUUGAGUGGUUACUCAUGGGGUAAAGGUGAACAUUUUUUUUAAGGUAUACUGACAACUCUUUGAGUGUCAUAAUUAUGGCUAAUUCUCGGGGGUAAAAAUACUUAUAAACCCCAUUCAAUUACAAUGUAAUUUUCUGGAUUUUAUUUUUUAAAAUUAUGUCUGAAUGCAUCUAUGAUUGAAAUUUCAGACCUCUGCCUAUUUUAUAAGUGGGUGAACUUGCAAAAUCAGAAGGGGUGCAACUACUUCUGCGCCUCACUCUAUAUCGUCAUAUCGUACAGCAAUAAUAUUAUGUGUGUAUUUUUCGUUACUUCGCAUUCACCAAGGCAAAUUUUCGUUUUGUCUAACUAAAAAUGCCUCUUAAUUGUUCUUCAUUUGUUCCAUCCUGUGUGUAUAUUUUAAACACACUUUUUUUCUUUGCAUUUUUGAUUGCCAAAUUUAACAACACAUUUUGUAAAUCUUAACAGUGAUAGCAGCUUUUAGAAAAUUGAGUAAAGAUUAAAAAUGGAUAGCUCACCUGAAAUAUCAAGCCAUAGACUUCAUAAUGCAGGGUCAGGUUAUAUAUUAUGAAGUCUAUGAUCAAGCCAUAUUGUUUUGUAUUAAAAUUGUAAGCAGAAAUUGGUGCAUUUUUAUUUAAUUUACGAUAAUAACCUUCAUAAUAUAUAUAUCACAUGGAAAUUAGACUCUUGAAGACUAAUUGGCAAUUACUGGUCCAAUUCAUUAACUGAAAUUUUACCUUGAUUUUAACGUGUAAAGUUUUGACCCUGAGCUAAUUGAGAGGUACUGUUUAAGUUACUAGCGCCAUCUAGUGUGGAAGCUCACAAGUGUAACAAUGUAGGCUGGUCUCGCGCUUCCUCAGUGAAAUUCAAUGAAAUUUUAAUAAUUUGCUGUACGCGAGAAAAACUGCGGGAAAAACCGCAGGCUUCAUCUUUGACACCCCUGCCUUAAAGAAAUCCUUAAAAAUGUAAUAUGCCUUUAACCAAGAAACAAAACUGCUGUCAGAUUUGAAAUAUUCAUCUUUUCCAUUUGAACAAACCUGAUAUAUAUACACAUAUCAAGUAUUAGAUACGUAUAUUUACUUUUUUUUUUAAUCCUUUAAAUGUUUACACAACUUAUUUUUUGGGGGCGGCGGGGGGUUCCUGGAAUUUUUUUUUUUUGCAAAGAGUGUUUGAUAUCAUAGUUUUGUGUUCUAUUUAUAUGAAUAAAAAAAUAAUUAAGCCCCCCAAGUCCUAGUGAUUAAAAAAAUGCCCUGGGGCUUGUUUUAAUUCAUUUUUAAACUCGUCCAUUAGAUGGCAUCACUUAUCCCACUAAAAUCAUACAAUUGUGAAAAUAUCGCUCAUCUCUACUGUCUAUACCAGUACAAAACCCCUUAGGUCAAUUUAAGAAUUGUCUUCAUUUUCUCAUUCGUCCAUCAAAUAGUGCUAAUUUUCAACAUUCAAAGCAUGCAGCAGCAAUGUCUGUUAUUGCUUUGUUUCAGCGGAUUUAGCGAUUUUCCUCAAACUGCCUCAAUUCUUAGUUCUCGUUUACCGACUCAUCUUUCUACAUAGGAAUAUGUUGAAAUGGGACACAAUCCGCUUGCAUCUGUUCUGUCGACUUCUGUUGUUGACGACUUAUUGUGAUUAUUUUUGUUUGUAUCGUUAGCUCGUUGCGCCACUCAGUCACAUCUUGUUUAAACAUUAGCAAAAGCAAUCAUGCAAUCAUUAGUUCAUGCAAUAAUUAACCUGUAAACCUCACAUUGAUAUGAAAUAUAUGUAUAUAUUCAGUAGCCAAUUCUGCUGCCUAUGUGCCUUAUUAUGACUUUGAUAAUGCGAACCAAAGAGGUUGUAAAUUCUAUUUUGAUGAUUGUAUACCGUGUGCGUGUAUGCCUUAAUGUUCAACAAAUAAACAGUUUUAAAUAGUCUUUUUUUUUUUUUUUUUUUCCUUUUGCGCACAAAGACAGACAACAUAUUUCAUGUUCUUUGUUGUUUAAUUAUUUACAUUGUCUAGAUAUAUUUUGCCAACAAAAAGAUGA
Corythoichthys intestinalis (scribbled pipefish) is the source of this 10160-nucleotide messenger RNA. RefSeq names its product Transmembrane protein 150A-like. The transcript has 8 exons. The coding region runs from base 380 to 1228 and encodes 282 amino acids. The record is from RefSeq and is a predicted model, not a curated record. NCBI's taxonomy places the organism in Eukaryota, Metazoa, Chordata, Actinopteri, Syngnathiformes, Syngnathidae.